Molecule: messenger RNA, 1719 nt
Organism: Cyphellophora attinorum
Lineage: Eukaryota; Fungi; Ascomycota; Eurotiomycetes; Chaetothyriales; Cyphellophoraceae
Product: Glutamyl-tRNA(Gln) amidotransferase subunit A, mitochondrial
Exons: 2
Coding region: 1-1719 (572 amino acids)
Biological process (GO): glutaminyl-tRNAGln biosynthesis via transamidation; mitochondrial translation
Cellular component (GO): glutamyl-tRNA(Gln) amidotransferase complex; mitochondrion
Molecular function (GO): glutaminyl-tRNA synthase (glutamine-hydrolyzing) activity
Source: RefSeq, a predicted model, not a curated record
AUGCCGCGUGUCUUCAAAGGGUUUCGCGAUCCCAGGGCUCUCACGAGACUAGCUUAUGAUGUUCACGUGCAGUCUGCUCGACUGGCGCUUGGCUCACAUGAUCACUCCAACAUAUUCAUCGCGCGCCCAGACCCAGCAGAGACACAACGCCUAAAGGAAUGGGCAAGCGCCGCCAAAGGACGGCAUUGGAGGGAAUGGAAGGAUGGGAAGCAGCUACCCAUCUCACCCAACGAUGGCUUCACUGUCGCAGUGAAAGACAAUAUCGUCACCACCCACCUGCCCACGUCAUCUGCAUCCGAUAUCCUUCGUGGAUAUGUCCCUCCGACAAAAGCGACCGUUGUGAGGCUCAUGGAAGAAGCGGGCAUUGCCGUUGUUGGUAAAACCAACAUGGACGAAUUUGGCAUGGGGUCUCACACUCUACAUUCCGCCUUUGGUCCUAUGAGCCAGCCGUACUCGAAAUUGUCCGUUGGCGGCAGCUCCGGCGGCAGUGCGCUUGCAGUCGCCGCAGAGCACUGUCAUAUGGCUCUUGGGACUGACACUGGAGGGUCGGUGAGGCUACCCGCAGCAUAUCUCGGUCUUUUCGGAUUCAAGCCUUCCUACGGCAGGAUAUCUCGCUACGGUGUUGUGCCCUACGCCAAUUCUCUGGACACAGUCGGUAUCUUGACAAAAAAUCCGCUGGACAUGCAACUCCUGUUCCGUGUCUUGGACAGGCCUGACCCAAACGAUCCGACUUGUCUCACAGCAGCUACCAGAGACAGAAUAGCGACGAGACGUGCACAAUUCCUUGCAAAACGCCGGCAGAACAUUGUUCGCACUGUAUCUGUCAAUAAAUAUUUCGAAAGAUCUCUCCAGAGAAGUGACCUCCUGUAUCGGGGGAGAGGUCCUUUCAAGCCGACUCGGUUCACAUAUCAUCGGAGUCGUAGAAGACGCCGUAUAGGUGUGCCAAAAGACUACAAUAUUGCUGAGAUGCAGCCUGAAGUUCGGACAGCCUGGCGAAACACCAUCACCUUGUUGAUCAAACUCGGCCACGAAGUUGUCCCUGUGGACCUUCCGACGACCCAACACGCCUUAUCGGCAUACUACAUCCUCGCCCCAGCUGAAGCCUCCUCGAAUCUUGCCAAAUACGACGGUGUGCGGUACGGCCCUGUGCGGACACCUGACUCUGCGGAUGCUGAUGAUGGCGUCCUCUACUCGGCCCAUCGUGGCGAGCUGUUCGGGGAGGAGGUCAAGCGCCGUAUCCUGCUCGGCGCCUUUUCUCUCUCUGCUGGCGCAAUUGACAACUACUUCCUUCAGGCCCAGAAGGUUCGCCGCCUGGUGCAAGAUGACUUUAAUCGAGUCUUCCGCAUGGAUCAUCCUCUACUAGAGGAAGAAACCGGUGUAGAGAAUGGGGUUGACUACCUCCUGUGUCCAACCGCACCAACGACACCACCGAGUCUGGAAGAGCUCCAGAAGGAGACCGACCCUGUUGAAACGUAUAUGAACGAUGUCUUCACUGUACCGGCUAGUCUAGCUGGACUGCCAGCAUACAGCUUUCCCGCGCCGCCUGCCGCCGGAAAGAAGAUGGAAGACGAGUCACGUUCUGUUGGCAUGCAGAUUAUUGGACAGUACGGCGACGAUUUCGCGGUGAUGCAGUUCGUCAAGUCUUCGAUCUGGGCUCGAGUCGAAUGGGGUCUGGACGGUGCUGUGCGGCCGCUUACGAACGCACCGAAGGUCGCUUGA